Molecule: messenger RNA, 1206 nt
Organism: Brassica napus (rape)
Lineage: Eukaryota; Viridiplantae; Streptophyta; Magnoliopsida; Brassicales; Brassicaceae
Product: probable RNA-binding protein 18
Exons: 4
Coding region: 699-953 (84 amino acids)
Molecular function (GO): RNA binding
Source: RefSeq, a predicted model, not a curated record
CUUUCUACUCUCUCUAGUGUGUUUAGCUAUGUAAUCCAAGUAGGCCUACUAAUUGGUGAUUACAGCUCAUCGAGGAACCUAGGGUUUUGUCUCUUAAUUGAAUUGUAUUGAUUAUUGUGCAAUUAGAGUUCUGUCUCUAAUAGUUACUCUAGGGUCAUCGCUCUUAGAACGGACAAUGAAUCUGAGUACAUAGAUCCUGCUCCUUUGACCUAAAGGUUUCUCCUUUUUGGUGCUUACUUCAAUUCUCAUGUAGAAGCCUCUGUUUUCGGACAAUAUAGAGAGUUGAAACUGGGUUUUGUUAGAUUAUGUUUAUGCUUUUCUUUUGAUAAGCUCGGUUGUUGUCUUGGCCUUUGAGCAUUUUACAUAAACAAGUCUUGUUGCUUAUUUUCAGGUGGAUGCAUAAUACACACUCUUAAUAUCUUGAGCUUCGUCGUCGAUCUGUUUAAUAUCUGCAAUUAAAUGGACACCAUUGGGUUUGUAGAUGAAAAGAGCGAGAGCAGAUUAUAUGUUGGAAACUUGGAUCUUAGAAUAAACGAGGCUGCGUUGAUAAAGAUGUUUUCUCCAUAUGGGAAGAUCAUAUCAGAAGACUUCCUCUGGCACACUCGCGGGCCAAAGAAAGGAGAGCCACGCGGCUAUGCUUUCAUUCAAUACAGCUCUAAAGGGUGAGCAUACAGGAAGCUGAAUUGGCUAAGGAGAAGAUGCAUGGGAGAUUAGCUUGUGGUAGGCCCUUGGUGGUUCGUUUAGCUAGUGACAAGCUUCUAGAAGAUUCCUCUCAUGAUCGUCCCAAAAGAUUAUUACCAGAAGCAAACAGAACGAGGUCUGCAAGUGGAAGCAGCUCAGGACAAAUGAGCCGAGAUGAAAAAGUAGCUGCCAUUAAGAACAAACUGAAAGCGUUGGAGGAAGAUGAGAAACAACGAGACCCCAAGAAACGGAAGAGACAAAGAUCCCUUUGAAACACAAACAAGCUUGAUGUAAAAGAGAGUGGAAAUGUUUUUUUUCUCGAAGUUAACCAAAUUAAAUUUGGAGGAAUGGUAUCCUGUUUUACUGCCAAUUACUCCAUUACCGGAAACUGAAUCAAAACUCAAAUCACCCAAACCGAAACUAAGCGUUUGUUGGAUUUGGAUUGACUUUUUGGAUUUUCUGUAUCAUAUUUACAAGUUUCACUAGAAGUUCUCCCGCAGAAAUAAAAAUUUAAAUAUUAUAUUA